AGGUGGGAGGGCGUGAGCGAGCUGGCAGCGGGCGCAUCAUCGGGGAGCGACGCGAGCAGAGCGGCCGCCGCGGGAGAUUGAAGUGUCUGCGCCGCCGCUGGGGCCACUGCCGCCACUGCAGCUGCUCCUCGAGGUGAGGAGGAGAGAAGGAGGAGGGGGCCAGGGGCCGCCCGCCCCUCCGCCGGCCGGCUGCGCAGAGGGAGGAGCGGGAUCGGGACCCCGCCGGAGCCGUGUCCAGGAGCUACUCCCUGGCCCCUUAGAGAAGCCUGGAAGCGACUGUUUUGAUGGAGCUGGAAGUCCGGACUGCGGAGUAAAACUUUGUGGUUUCUUUCCGCGAUUCCCACAUGCCAGUUGCUUACGUGAGACCGACCGCUGGUCCUAUUGCUGCUGCUACCUUGAGUGCUGGGGGGCUAUCGCUCUGUCCACCCACCUGCCGCCGUCUCCUUGCCCCGGCCCAGGGACUGCUCGGUGGGUUUGCCUUGCCAUGUGGGGCUAGGAGAGGUGCAGACGUUCUCCACAGGGUGAAGCCGUAAAGAUGGAGGCGGCGUACAGACCCGACGGCGGGGAGCAGAGUCAUCAAGGCAGCGGCAUGGACGCCCCUGGGGACACUUCUAUGGACUGUUACUUGCGAUCUCAGGGCUUGUACAGAAAGAAAGUUGCCAAGGAUGGAUCUUGUCUUUUCAGGGCUGUGGCCGAGCAGGUGUUGCACUCUCAGUCUCGGCACAUUGAUGUCAGGAUGGCUUGUGUAGACUACCUUCGGAAAAAUAGGGAGAAAUUUGAAGCAUUCAUAGAAGGGCCAUUUGAAGAAUACUUAAAAUGUCUGGAAAAUCCACAGGAAUGGGUUGGACAAGUAGAAAUAAGUGCCCUUUCUCUUAUGUACAAGAAAGAUUUCAUAAUAUAUCGGGAACCAAAUGUGUCUCCUUCACAUGUAACAGAAAAUGGCUUUUCUGAUAAGGUAUUGCUGUGCUUCUCAAAUGGAAACCACUAUGAUAUUGUUUAUCCCAUAGAGUAUUCAGAAAAGGCUGCUCUGUGCCAGUCUUUGCUGUAUGAGUUGCUUUAUGAGAAAGUAUUUGAUACAGAUGUAAAGAAAAUCAUAGCGGAGCUUAGUGCCGUUGGUGUGACAGAGGAAAGCAAUGGUAGCAGUGAAGUAUCUGCUUCAGAUUCAGAAGAUGACAACUACAGAAGUAAAGCUGCAACAGUUACUGAUAUGAAUGGAUUGAAGUGUCUUUCUGGCAACAAGCACCUUAAGAGCAAUGGGAAUCCUACCUUGUUGGUCUUACCUAAAAAGGUUCUUAAAUCACUCAAUCCAGCAGUUUACAGAAAUGUUGAAUAUGAUGUUUGGCUCCAAUCCAAAUGGGAUCAGCAAAAACAAGAUUUUUCUAUUGCUGCUGGCAUGCAAUACUCAGUUGGAGAUAAAUGUAAAGUGCGCUUAGACCAUAAUGGCAAAUUUUAUAAUGCCCAUAUUCAAGAAGUUUGUUCAGAGAAUGGGCCAGUUGUUGUAUUUGUAGAAGAGCUUGGAGCAAAGCAUGCUGUCUCACUGAAGAGCCUUAAACCUCUUCCACAGGCCUCUCCUAUGGAGGGCUGGAACACUGUGCCAGGGAAGAAGAUAAAAAAGUUUUUCCCAACAUGGGGGCAGAAUACGCAGCCCGAUGCAGAUUGCAGAGGGCCAAAGAAUCAGAGCAAGUUAAUAAAACCCCAGUCAGCACUACCUCCUCGACUUCAGCAUACUGUGGGAACCAGGCAGCACCAGUUCUUAUGUUCUGGACCUCAACCUCCUCAGACCUCAACUGAGCAAAAAGCUCCAGGCAGGAAUCCUUCCCAGACUGUAAGAAAACCGGACCGCGAGAGAACUGAGGACCUGAACCACGGCAGCAGAGAUUGUAACUACUUUGGCCUGUCUCCAGAGGAACGCAGGGAGAAACAGGCAAUAGAGGAAUCUCGUUCUCUGUAUGAGAUCCAGCAGAGGGAUGAACAAGCUUUUCCUGCUCUUUCCAAUAGUCAGUCAGUCUUUCAGACUGGUGCACAGACUAUGGAUAAUUUAAACCAGAAGAAGUUCUCAAGUAAUGAGAGAAGAAACAGCAAAUGGACAGCAGAGGUGGAAGAGCAGAAGGAUAAAGAGUCAAAUUCCAGGCAGAUCCACUUAAGUCAGAAGCUUGAGCCAAAUUCAUCUGAGAAGAAUAGUCAAGAUGAGAGUUAUCCAAAAGCUUCAUCUCCUUUGGAACAAGUAAAAACAGACUCUCCGAUUCUUGCUGAACAGAACCUGACAGAAUGCUUACCAAGUGUAACUCCAACACCCUCACCAGUCUUUUCUGAGGUGCAUUUACCUCCAGCAGUGCCUUCUGUACCAGCCAUUGUGCCAGCUUGGCCUAGUGAGCCAACAACUUAUGGACCAACAGGUAUUCCAGCCCAGAUACCUGCUUCUUCAUUGAUGCCAGCCCCAGCAACGGGACCUGACUCUAUUGUAUCACAGGCUCAGGUAACAUCUGCUCCAGUUGCUGGAGUUCCUGUGUCGCUACAAGCAGUUAACCAGCCUUUAAUGCCUUUGCCUCAGACUCUGAAUCCUUAUCAGGAUCCGCUAUACCCUGGAUUCCCUAUUAGUGAAAAGGGAGAAAGAGCCGUUGCACCCUCUUACUCCCUGUGCAAUACUGGGGAAGACUUGCCUAAAGAUAAGAAUAUCCUUAGAUUCUUCUUCAAUCUUGGUGUGAAGGCAUACAGUUGUCCCAUGUGGGCACCCCAUUCUUACCUGUACCCCCUGCACCAGGCCUAUUUAGCUGCUUGUAGAAUGUACCCAAACGUGUCCCUGCCUGUGUACCCACACAACCCCUGGUUCCCAGAGGCUCCGCCGACUCAGAAUGAAAAUGAAACUGCACGAGCCAACAGGCAUUUCCCAGUUCAGAGUGAGGCCAGAUCCAACGGCCACAUUCCCCAGGUCGAUGGCAGAUCUCCGUCGCUGCCUCUGAUUAUACCCACGGCUCAGGUGUCAGAAAAUCAAGGACAGGUCUGCGUGGAAUCGGAGAAUCCAGCACAACCUCUUCAUGCAAACUAUGAGGAAUCCCUGAGAGGGAAAAAUAUGUUCCCCCAGCCACCCUUUGGACACAAUCCCUUUCUAGGAGCUGUUCCAAUUCCACCUCCUUUCUUUCCUCACUUUUGGUAUGGGUACCCAGUUCAGGGCUUCAUUGAAAAUUCAGUAGCGAGAGCUAACGUUGUCGUGUCACCCGAGGACAAAGAGGCAACGGUGAGCGCCUCGGUGAACGUGUACGUGGCUAAAGAAUGCGGCCUGCCGGUUCCUGCAGCAGACUCUGCAGAGCACCUUCAGAAGGCCAACAGCAGCAGCUCCAGCACCAUACACUUCCCUGGGGCUGGUGCAAGCAGCGAAGGCAGAGCCCCAAAAGAAACUUCAGCCAGAGCACCUCACUUGGAGCAGACUUGUCCCACGCCUUCUCCUGCUAAGCAAAAAACAGCUGGGCAGCAAAAUCGUUCUCUGCAAACACAGGGGGCUGAGAAGCAGACAGCAGUGCCCAACGCUCCACCGCGGUUGGUGGAACCACCAAAAAAUGAACUGAAAACCAGCAUUCCCGGUCGGAAGGACAAGAGUGAGAAGGGUAGAGAGCCCAAGGGUGCUGGCCAUCACCAGGCAGACAGCAGGGCCCAGAGAACGAGGGAAGAGAGCUCUGAAGAUGAGUGUGAGGUUUCCGAUAUGCUGAGGAGCGGUCGAUCCAAGCAGUUCUAUAACCAGACUUACGGUGGAGGCCGAAGGCCUAGAUUUGAAUGGGGCUAUUCCAGCAGGGGAGGGUACCAGUUCGAAAGGAACGAGGAGGCCUGGAAAGGCCCACCCAGCAGGGGCAGAGACGAUGGCUACCACUAUCAGAGGAACUUCAGAGGGAGGCCCUACCGGAAUGACAGGAGAAGGGCGACACUGGCAGAUAGUCAGAGGGGGCAUCAAGCAUAGAAGGGGUGGGUAGUAGAAAAUUUUAAAAUGCAAAAAGUUAAUUUGAAGUAGCAGUUGAAAAUCUUAAUCUUUCUUUAAUUUAGUGGAGUUCAACUCGCGGCGAAUAAAGACAUGAAUGAACUCCUACCAUGUGGGUUUUGGGCUAUUAUGGAGUUUCUUUGACUUAGCGUUUUUUCCUCAAUGUCAAAGGAGGAAAAAAAACCAAAAUAGGUUUAGGUUUGGUAAUUGAUUUUUUUCCCCACAAAGGUUUGAGUUUGCGAUAGAAAAUGGACGUGUAGGCUUGCUCGAGUGACAAAUUUUAGCAUUUAAAGUGAUCUAGAGUCUAAAAUGGAUGGUAACAUUGCACCAAAUAUAAAUGUCUAUUUUAUCAUACAAUGCCUUAGUUCAGAACUGAGCUAAAGGAAUUCUCAGCCUCCUGCACUGUUGUCUUUGAUAUGCUUCCGACCCAAAGGCCUUUCAUCUCAACAACAACAACAAAUAAUCUGUCAAACUUGAAUGUUUCUCUUCAGUGUGUUACACGUACGGCAGCCAGCGAACCCUGUGUCUUAGGUAUGUUGUAUAUAGUUCUUUUCAUAUUCAUAGGGUAUAUUUUUGAAUUUUCAAAAGCAUUUAUUUGUGGAAAUCAAAACCAAGGCGACAAGCAGUCAAUAGCUCUGUGUGACUCGGUAAGAAUGGCCGCUUCCACCAAGAAUUGUUAACGCUGGUGUGACAAGAACGGUGCCUAUGCCAACCGAAUAAUUACAAAGACAAUAAAAAUGUAGAUGCUAUGCAUUUCCAAACGAAUUCUGCAUCUGUUAUAAUAGCAGAAGUUUUUUUUAAUGCCACUUUAACACUAAUGCACUGACAAAUCCUAGAUAUUUUGUGAGGAGAGAUGCGUAAAGUACAUGUUACCUUUUUUUUAAGUUUGUAUGAUGGAGCUACUGUUCAGUAUUCUUUUGUUGUUGCACUGUUGAUCCAAAUGGGUGUUUUGCAUGUAGAACUCCUUGCUGGAACUACUUUUAGAAGCAAGCUGGAGAGUCCCGGUGUGCUCUGCUCUUUCCCGCACUUCAGAAGAAAGUGGCUUCUGCCUUAUAUUUUUACACUGUGUCAGUUCUGAUGCUGUUUCUUCUGACCCUGGCGAGGAUCCCCGCAGCGUUCCUGUUGCCUUGGCUGCGCUGAUGGGACUGGCGAGGGCAGCGUGCACCGUACUCACACAGCUCUUGCUCUGUAAAAUUAACUGUUGUGUAUAUUUUUCUAUCUCUGUACAUACCAGUGUAGGUGAUGGUACCCUGUCAUUCACGUCCAAGAUUGUACACCCUUCAUCAGGAAACUUGACUGAUAGAUAUGUGAUAAAGAAUUUCUUUUUAGAUGCAUGCCAUGUAUAAAACCCUACUUAAAAUAAAUAUUUGUCUUUUCCCUUUCUUUCUAAAUUAU
This is a messenger RNA of Colius striatus (speckled mousebird), 5362 nucleotides long. It is a transcript of the gene OTUD4, whose product is annotated as OTU deubiquitinase 4. Gene Ontology annotation, biological process: negative regulation of interleukin-1-mediated signaling pathway; negative regulation of toll-like receptor signaling pathway; protein deubiquitination. The transcript has 22 exons. The record is from RefSeq and is a predicted model, not a curated record. Lineage: Eukaryota; Metazoa; Chordata; Aves; Coliiformes; Coliidae. Gene Ontology annotation, molecular function: K63-linked deubiquitinase activity; cysteine-type deubiquitinase activity. Bases 536 to 3949 code for a protein of 1137 amino acids.